Molecule: messenger RNA, 5690 nt
Organism: Alosa sapidissima (American shad)
Lineage: Eukaryota; Metazoa; Chordata; Actinopteri; Clupeiformes; Clupeidae
Product: potassium/sodium hyperpolarization-activated cyclic nucleotide-gated channel 1-like
Exons: 8
Coding region: 1446-5690 (1414 amino acids)
Biological process (GO): potassium ion transport; transmembrane transport
Cellular component (GO): membrane
Molecular function (GO): voltage-gated potassium channel activity
Source: RefSeq, a predicted model, not a curated record
UCCCUCGUCGGCAUAAGGCGGCGCGUGACUUUCUGAAGUAGCGUCUAUGAGCUGCCUAGACUAAUUCAUCUUUCGCCGGCAUGUUUCCGGCAUUCCAAGGAUAUUGAAGUCGAAUGUUACACCUACGAUCAACAAGUUGGGGUUGCACGAGACAAUCUGAUUGUGAGAUUUACUCUUCUUUGGGGUCAGACUGUUCUUAAGCUGAAAGAGGAACACUGUUCUUUUAUUUCAGAUUCAGCGCAAGAGAGACAAUACACGGACUAAAUAGUGUUGGCGGAGUAGUCAAAGCGCUCUUUUCCCAAGUAUGCCAACGAAGAAUUGAGACGCGACUUUAAAAUAUCAUCACCCAGAGCAUGGACAUCGCGCGGGGAACGGAAUCAGCUGGGCUGGCUCCCUGUCAAGGUUUGCACCAGACGCUUGCAAAUCUCCGUUGGAGCACCUGACACUUACAUUUAUUUAUUUAUUCCCGGUGAGCGAAACCCUGUUGCGUCUAUGCUUUUGUCACGUCCACGGGUUGUCAACCUGUACAGUAUUCUGUCUGGACGGCAUGGGAUGUAAAGUAACCAUUUAAAUCUGAUGAACGUCCACGUCUGUCUGUAUGUGUGUGUUUCUGUGAGCGUGUGUCAGUAUGAAUCAGCGUGCGUGUGAGUCAGCGCGCGUGUGUCGGCAAGGCUGUAUGUGUGUCGGUUGUAGACGACCCACCUAUUCCGACACGACCUGAGUGUCCUUGUCAUUCGUAGAUAUAUAAAUAUAUCAACAGUACUACGAAGCAUUCUGGUAAAAUUAACACCUCAAAGCAUUACAUGUGAAGAACAUAAGACAUUAAAGUCAGUUUUGUCGAUCGAAGGAGGGUCAAUAGCUUCAACAAAAACAGUCACGGAUAUGUACGCCUCUAUGUAACAGACCGGGAAACCAGUGGCAACAUGCCCGUCGUCACAGCUCUGAGAGCGGUAGAGAUGGGUAGAGGGUGGGCCUACGGCGGCGUGUGGUGCUCCAAGGACAAGGGAAAGGAUGAAUGAUGAAGGAUGAUCGGCGAGGGCAAACGGCUGAAGGGUUUAAAAGAAAAACACGUGUGGUGCGUUAUUUUUAAAGUGGCGAGGAGGAUUCUCAGACGUUUUAAUUGGCAGGCUCCAAGGACAUAGAGGUGAGAGCCAUGGGCGCGUUUGUUAAGAGAGGGCGGAGGUGCGAGGCGCCGUGUGUUCGUUUUCUGGAACUAUGAAGAAUGGGGCGGCUAUUUAUCUGUGAAGUCGCGUCUAUUUUUUUCUUUCUGGUAGUGUGCAUUUCCAUUUCCAAGUCCGCUGAAGUGGGCGAUGGGCAGCUUGUGAUAUUUACACUUCUCUGAGCCUCUUGUUUCUGCUGUUGCCACGCUCUGUAGUUGGUGUAACAGGUGAUAAUAGGAGGGCUGUGCAGGUGUGGGUGUGCGUGACCCCCUGCCCGUCACGGACAUGGACGGGGUGGGGGGUGGAGCGGGUACCCCAGGGACUGGGGGUGCAGGUGGCGGCUCAGGUAAUGCGGACUCCCGCCCCACCCGAAACGGCGACUCCAAGCGGCGCAGCAAGAGCAGCCUGCCGUCGCCAGGUUACCGGCUGUCCCAGGCCUCUCUGGAGGGGGAGCGGGCCGAGCCAGUGCGCCGCCGCCUGUCAAUCAUGAGCUCGUCCCGUGACGGCCUCCCCUUCCGGUCGGCCACCGCCGCUGGGACCCCCACCACCCCGAUCCCUCUCCCACCGCCCCCCUCCGGCUCGGGCCCCACCCCGACCUCGAUGCCCACCACAGGGCAGCGCGCGGUGGGCUUCGCCUCGCGCGCCGCCCUGACCUCCACGUCCUCCACGGGCACGGGGGUGGUGGUGGUGACGGCGGCGGGGCUGGAAACCACCACCACCACGGCGGCCGGCACGCCUGAGGCCGGACCAGGCCUGGACGGGGAGGACUACAGCUACUCCAACCAGUCCACCUUCAUCCAGAGGCAGUUCGGAGCCAUGCUGCAGCCCGGGGUCAACAAGUUCUCCCUGCGCAUGUUCGGUAGCCACAAGGCCGUGGCCCUCGAGCAGGAGAGGCUCAAGUCGGCCGGGUCCUGGAUCAUCCACCCUUACAGUGACUUCAGGUUCUACUGGGACCUGCUGAUGCUGCUGCUGAUGAUGGGGAACCUGAUCGUCCUGCCCGUGGGCAUCACCUUCUUCAAGGACGAGAACACGCCACCGUGGAUCAUGUUCAACGUCGUCUCGGACACCCUCUUCCUGGUGGACCUGGUGCUCAACUUCCGCACGGGCAUCGUCAAGGAGGACAGCACCGAGAUCCUGCUGGACCCGCGAGCUAUCCGCCAGCGCUACCUCAAGAGCUGGUUCCUGGUGGACUUCGUCUCGUCCAUCCCUGUGGACUACAUCUUCCUGAUGGUGGACCUGGAGGCGCGCAUGGGCGGCUCAGAGGUGUACCGCACCGCCCGCGCCCUCCGCAUCGUGCGCUUCACCAAGAUCCUCAGCCUGCUGCGCCUCCUCCGUCUCUCCAGGCUCAUACGCUACAUCCACCAGUGGGAAGAGAUCUUCCACAUGACGUAUGACCUGGCGAGCGCCAUGGUGCGCAUUGUCAACCUGAUCGGCAUGAUGCUGCUGCUGUGCCACUGGGAUGGAUGCCUCCAGUUCCUGGUGCCCAUGCUGCAGGACUUCCCCCCAGACUGCUGGGUCUCCAAGAACGACAUGGUGAAUGACACAUGGGGGGUGCAGUACUCGUAUGCCCUCUUCAAGGCCAUGAGCCACAUGUUGUGUAUUGGCUACGGAGCCCAGGCCCCCGAAGGCAUGACGGACGUGUGGCUCACCAUGCUCAGCAUGAUCGUGGGCGCCACCUGCUACGCCAUGUUCAUAGGCCACGCCACCGCGCUCAUACAGUCACUCGACUCCUCACGCCGCCAGUACCAGGAGAAGUAUAAGCAGGUGGAGCAGUACAUGUCCUUCCACAAGCUGCCGGCGGACAUGCGUCAGAAGAUCCACGAGUACUACGAGCAUCGCUUCCAGGGCAAGAUGUUUGAUGAGGAGAACAUCCUUGGCGAGCUGAGUGAGCCACUCAAGGAGGAAAUCGUCAGCUUCAACUGCCGCAGUCUGGUGGCCAACAUGCCCCUGUUUGCCAACGCUGACCCCAACUUUGUGACGGCCGUCCUGACGAAGCUGCGCUUCGAGGUAUUCCAGCCUGCCGACUUCAUCAUCAGGGAGGGCACCGUCGGCCGCAAGAUGUACUUCAUCCAGCACGGACGAGUCGGCGUGCUCACCCGCGGCAACAAGGAGACCAAGCUCAGCGACGGAUCCUACUUCGGAGAGAUCUGUUUGCUGACCCGUGGCCGCCGGACUGCAAGUGUGCGAGCUGACACGUACUGCCGGCUGUACUCACUGAGCGUGGACAGCUUUAACGAGGUCUUGGAGGAGCACCCCAUGAUGCGGCGAGCCUUCGAGACCGUGGCAGCUGACCGCCUCGACCGCAUCGGUAAGAAGAACUCCAUCCUGCUGCGUAAGGCGUCUCAGGCCGGUUCGAUGGCGGGCAGUAUGGGUCGCGGGGGUGGGGGCAGUCGCGGGGGUGGCGUUGGCGGAAGCGGAGUGCUGGGCAGCAUGGCAGGCCUGGGCUCGUGCGACAGCAUGCUGGUGCAGCAGAUCGUCAAGCACGACAGCAUGCCGGCCAUGCAGGAGUUCGCUGCCGUGGCUACCCCUCGGCCCGGGGUGGUCGGAGGAGGAGGAGGAGGAGGAGGAGGAGGAGGAGGAACCGUGUCUCCGCGCCCCCACCCGCUCAUCUGGGCACCGCUGGUGCACGCUCCGCUGCAGACGGCCGCGGCCACCACCAACGUGGCUAUUGCCCUGAUGCACCAGCAGCAGCAGCAGCAGAUCCAGCAGCAGAUCCAGCAGCAGCAGCAGCAGCAGCAGCAGCAGCAGCAGCAGCAGGCUCUGGGCCAGGGCACCCUCUUCAUGCCCUCCACACUGCCCAUCUCCCCCUCCCCCUCCGGCUGCCCACUUUCACCACCGCGCCCCCCCCUCCUGCACCCGCGCCAGUCCAUCUCCUCCCUCAUGGGCGUGGGACUGCCCCCCAGGGGGCUCCCCGUAUCCAUGAUGUCAGUGCCCUCCCCCUCCUCAGUGGGCCCGCCUACUGCUGGCGGGGGUUCAGGAGUAGGGGGUGUCACAGGAGGCAUUGGCGUGGCUAAAAUUCCGCCCACCCCUGCGUCGUCCAUGCCCACACCCUUGCAAGGGGGACGGACUCUUCACUACAGUCUCCGCCUCCCCGCGGAAUCCCCCUCAGCCAAUGGCGCUGGAGUGGGAGGAGCCACGACACCACCUUUCCACAGAGUUCCACCUUCCUCUGCAGGCGGGGCCGUCGCCAUGGCAGUGGCGUCCCUGCCGCCCGACAUGCGCAAUCUGAUGUGUGGCCAGCAGGGGGCCAAAGAGGCGCUGCUGCGCCACAGCACCCAGGGGCUGCCCGCUCUGGGCCGCCUGACGCAGGAGGCCCGGCUGCUCUCCGCCUCCCAGCCCACGCUGCCGCACCGCAGCUGGGCCGGCCUGCAGCCCUGCCCCCCCCUCCACCGCAAGGCCUCCGGGGGCAACCUGCUGCCCGCACCCUUCCUCGUGUCGCCAGGACAGCUGGCCAGGGGGGGCAGUGCCGGGGUGCUGAGUUCUAACACUCCCACCGCUGCUGCCCAGAUUCUGCCCCUGGCAGCACAGGUGCCCAUGCAGAUGCCAGCCCAAACGUACCCACUGCCCCUGCAGGUCCAGUUGGCACAGACCCCCCCUCCUCUGGCACUCGGGCCCACCCCUGCCGCCACCCUAAGCUCUGCUCCUGGCCCAGCGUCCUCGUCCCCGAAACAGACACCCCUCUCCUCCUCCUCUCCCCCCAGCGCGGGCAGCACCCCGCUGGCAUUCCCCCACACCCAGCCAGCGGGCGCCAAGCCCAGUGCCGCCUCCCCCUGCCCCUCCCUGCCCUCCUCCACCCCUCCCCCCUCCGCGGCCGCCUCCCUCAUCCAGGGCUCCCGUUUCAGGCUGUCCCCCACCCCUCUCUCCUGUAUCAGCCCUCCUCCCACCUCCCCCCUUGCCCAGACCCCCACCCAAACCCCCAGUGGUACCACCACCCCUGUUAGCUCCUUGAGCUCCUCCGUCACCCCUGUCCCCACCAGCCGCCCCUCCACCCAGACCACUGGCACCUCCUCCCCGUCUCCCUCCCCCUCCACGCGCUCCUCCCCUGGGCCUCAGUCUCCCCAGACUCCUGCCCCUGUUACCCCCCCACCCUCCUCUAGUGCCCCCACCCCUCUGACCCCACACACUGAUGCCUCCAAACUGACCCCCCACAUCCCCACCACCUCCACCCCUGCCGUCUCGCCCGUCACUGUUGCACCCUUUGCUUCAGCAACUACCCCCUCCCCCCGUAGCACAACUGCCACCACCACUCCUGCCCCUGCAACUACCCCCUCCCCCCGUAGCACAACUGCCACCACCACUCCUGCCCCAGCAACUACCCCCUCCACCCGUAGCACAACUGCCACCACCACUCCUGCCCCAGCAACUACCCCCUCCCUCCGUAGCACAACUGCCACCACCACUCCUGCCCCAGCAACUACCCCCUCCCCCCGUAGCACAACUGCCACCACCACUGCCACUCCAGCCCCCCCAGCGGCACCCAAAGCUUCCCACAAGGCCACAGUCAAACACAAACUGCCCCAUCACAAGUGA